AUGGCUGAUCUCAACGCCGCCGCCCUCGACCACUUCGUCUAUCAACCAGUCACCAAGCAAAUGAUUGCCUACCUGGCCGGUGCUGCCUUCAACGUCAUCGCAUGCGACUCGCACCUCAUGCCUCCCGGCGCUGCGGAGGCACAGAAGAACAACCAGCUUCCCCCGACGCCUUCCAGGACAGAGCCGCGAUGCGUCCGCUCCGAAGACGCCGAUCUUCCCACACUAGAGGCCUUCAUUACCCAGCUCGUUGUCUCCUCCAACGUCCAGGUUCCCACACUCAUGUCAACCCUCGUCUACCUUGGCCGCCUCAAGUCCAAGCUUCAGCCAAUGGCCCGCGGCCUGCGAUGCACCACCCACCGCAUCUUCCUCGCCUCGCUCAUUCUCUCCGCCAAGUACCUCAACGACUCAUCCCCCAAGAACAAGCAUUGGGCCGCCUACAGCAACGCCGAUACCGACUACUCGACAUUCGGCUUCUCCCGAUCCGAGGUCAACCUCAUGGAGAGGCAACUCCUGCUUCUCCUCGACUGGAACCUGCGCAUCGAGCCCGAGGACCUGUACCGCGAGUUCGACCCCUUCCUGGCCCCCAUUCGUGACCAGAUCGAAGCCAAGCACGCCGCUCGCAUGGUCCGCCGCAAGCAGCGCGAGGAGGAGCAGCGUCGCCUCCGCCGCGCUCAGCAGGACGAGCUCUACCUCCAGGCCGCCUACCCUUCGCCCCCUUCUUCCCGCGAUACCUCUCGCUCCCGCCAGUACUCGUCCGAGGAGCACUACCACUCGCGCCAACACAGCAACGGUGUCGCCUCCAUCACACCUCCGCCCCUGGUCUACAGCACAAGUUACGGGUCCUCGAGCAGCUCCGGCAGCAUGUCCUCGUACGCCCGCUCUGUCGACAGCGCCAGCAUUCGCUCCCGCUCCUCGCGCGCCACAACUCCACCCGACGCCUAUGCCGAUAACGAGCCGUACAUGCUUCUACGGAAUCGUCCUGGCAGGUCAAGGGGUGGGGAGUACUAUAGCAUUGCCGUCCCUGGUCUGAAGAACCUCGGGGGACGCGGAAUAUACCAGGCCUGA
Molecule: messenger RNA, 1065 nt
Organism: Verticillium dahliae VdLs.17
Lineage: Eukaryota; Fungi; Ascomycota; Sordariomycetes; Glomerellales; Plectosphaerellaceae
Product: PHO85 cyclin-1
Exons: 2
Coding region: 1-1065 (354 amino acids)
Biological process (GO): regulation of cyclin-dependent protein serine/threonine kinase activity
Cellular component (GO): cyclin-dependent protein kinase holoenzyme complex; nucleus
Molecular function (GO): protein kinase binding; cyclin-dependent protein serine/threonine kinase regulator activity
Source: RefSeq, a predicted model, not a curated record